Messenger RNA from Rhinocladiella mackenziei CBS 650.93, 810 nucleotides. RefSeq lists its product as uncharacterized. The transcript is spliced from 2 exons. The record is from RefSeq and is a predicted model, not a curated record. NCBI's taxonomy places the organism in Eukaryota, Fungi, Ascomycota, Eurotiomycetes, Chaetothyriales, Herpotrichiellaceae. Gene Ontology annotation, cellular component: cytoplasm. Gene Ontology annotation, molecular function: 5'-deoxynucleotidase activity. Bases 1 to 810 code for a protein of 269 amino acids.
AUGAGCGCAGAUCAGCCUGAAGCACUCUCCCAGCCUCGGACGAGGACAUCGCACACUUCACUUCUCCCCAAACCCAAUCCAUGGUCGGUUCGAGCCGUCCUCAAAGAUCUUCCCAACCCCCCACUAGAGAAUUCUUCCUCCCCAAUCUCAUUCUUUCACUAUGUUGAACGGUUGAAAAUUGAGAAACGAGAAGGAUGGCGCAGAUUUGGCAUCUCGGGAGGCGAAUCCAUUGGCGACCACAUGUACCGCAUGUCCUUGAUCACCAUGCUUGCUCCCCCAGAAUUGUCUUCUCGAUUGGAUAUUCCCCGAUGUACAAAGAUGGCGCUCAUUCACGACAUGGCUGAAGGACUUGUUGGAGAUCUGACACCUGUCGACGGCGUACCAAAGGUCGAGAAGAACAGACGCGAGGCUGCAACCAUGGAUUGGGUCGCUCAAUCAUUACUCGGCAAAGUCCACGGUGGCAUCCCUGGCAGAGAGAUCCGCGCAGUCUGGCAAGAAUACGAAGACAACGAGACUCUUGAAUCGAAGUUCGUCCACGAUGUCGAUAAAGUGGAGUUGAUCCUGCAAAUGGUUGAGUAUGAGCGCGCCAACAAUUGUACCAUCGACCUCAGCGAAUUCAGUUGGGUGGCGAGGAAGAUCUACCUUGAAGAGGUGAAAGCGUGGGCUCAGGAGAUCCUGGAUGAGAGAGCAGAGUUGUGGAAGAGCAAAGAUUUAGCACCCAGGGAACCUCAGACAGCCGCGAUAAUCAAGGAACAACAAGAUGAGUAUUAUGGUAACGGAAAUGCAGAAAUGAAUGGAUUUGUCGAGUGA